Bicyclus anynana (squinting bush brown) is the source of this 3461-nucleotide messenger RNA. It is a transcript of the gene Cdk1, whose product is annotated as cyclin-dependent kinase 1. The transcript has 7 exons. Gene Ontology annotation, molecular function: ATP binding; RNA polymerase II CTD heptapeptide repeat kinase activity; cyclin-dependent protein serine/threonine kinase activity. Gene Ontology annotation, biological process: protein phosphorylation; mitotic G2 DNA damage checkpoint signaling; G2/M transition of mitotic cell cycle. Gene Ontology annotation, cellular component: nucleus. The coding region runs from base 309 to 1238 and encodes 309 amino acids. Lineage: Eukaryota; Metazoa; Arthropoda; Insecta; Lepidoptera; Nymphalidae. The record is from RefSeq and is a predicted model, not a curated record.
AUGUCGGCGCCAGCGGCGGUUAUUUGACGUCCGUGGCGUGGUUGUUGGUCAAUGUUAUUGAAAGUGAAGCAUAAAAACUAUUGAAAAUUUUAUAAAAUACGAGUGAUGUUAUUUAAGAAGCCACUGGAAACAGUUUGAAAUUUUGCAUUGUUCUGUGUUGAAUAGAUUAUUUAUCUUGUGAAGAAUAAAAUAUCGGUCUUUUUCUUUUGACAAUUUGACAUACAAUCGUGCAUGCACUCGUUUUAUAAGCAAGUGGUUUUAAUUUAUAAACGUGUCUGCGAAUCCAGACAAAAUUUUACCCUACACCGAUGAUUAUUAAAUCAAUAACCAUGGAUGACUUCGUUAAAAUAGAAAAAAUUGGAGAAGGAACAUAUGGAGUAGUGUACAAAGGUAAAAACAAAGUCACUGGACAGUUUGUCGCUAUGAAGAAAAUUAGAUUGGAUUCUGAAGAUGAAGGCAUACCAUCUACAGCCAUCAGAGAGAUCUCCUUGCUAAAAGAAUUGGAACACCCAAACAUUGUCAAGUUAGAAGAUGUCCUGAUGGAAGAGGCCCGCCUUUACCUUAUUUUUGAGUUUCUUUCCAUGGAUCUGAAAAAAUAUAUGGAUUCCCUUGGUGCAGGCAAAUUCAUGGACCCUAGUGUAGUAAAGAGCUACCUGUACCAGAUCAACAGCGCCAUAUUGUAUUGCCAUCAACGCCGGAUUUUGCAUCGUGAUUUAAAACCACAGAACUUACUUAUAGAUAAGACUGGAAUUAUUAAGGUGGCUGACUUUGGGCUUGGCCGUGCCUUUGGUGUGCCAGUGAGAGUGUACACCCACGAAGUGGUCACACUGUGGUACAGAGCACCAGAAGUUCUGCUUGGUAGUCAAAGGUACUCUUGUCCGGUCGAUAUAUGGUCAAUUGGGUGCAUUUUUGCUGAGAUGUCAUCCAAGAAGCCGUUGUUCCAAGGAGAUUCUGAAAUUGACCAACUGUUCCGUAUAUUCAGAAUGCUGAAAACCCCGACAGAAGACAUCUGGCCGGGCGUGUCUUCUCUGCCGGACUACAAACCCACCUUCCCGAACUGGACCAGCUUCAACUUGCAUAAUCAUGUGCAAAACUUGGACGAGAGGGGCAUGGACUUGCUCCAGAAAAUGCUAGUGUACGACCCGGUGCUUCGCAUCAUCGCCAAGGAUGUCACUAAUCACCCUUACUUCGACGACCUCAGGCUGCCGGCGGGCCUGCCCGCGCGCGCUGCCCUUUGAGGAGAGGCCCGCCGCCCAUUGAAGGGAGGCCCGCCGCCCAUUAAAGGGAGGCCCGCCGCCCAUUGACCGGAGGCCUGCCACACCACACACUGUACGCUGACUAAAACCUCGUGAUCCAUACAAUGCGUCAAUUGCACAAAGAGUGAAACUCAUUGUCGACCAAUAACCUGGGAAUCGAGAAUAUCGCUGACUUUUAUUGUGUUGAAACGAAACGUGUCGACUAAGUUCGACAAUUAUUGACUUUUUUCUUCAUAAUAUAAUGUUGUUGAUGCAUGCUAGGUCUACAGUGGAUCUAGCAUGCAUUAACGAUAUAUCUUGUGAAAGACAUAUUGACGACCAACAGCCAGGCGGACUUUCAUCCCGACGCAAUGAAUGAUAUAGCUAUAUUGGACGACGUUCGUCUUUCUUUAUUCGAGUUGUCAUACAUAGGUCUACUUGCUCAUGAUGGGGACCAAGACAUGCCUCGAGAUGAUAGGAAGACAUAUGUCGACCAAUAGCUGCCAAUUUUAAAUUAUUGCUCUUUCGUUGCGUAUUGAUGGACUGUAUUUUUCUCUUCAAGAGCUGUGUCAUUGAUGUUUACUAGAUCUACAGGAGUGCAGUGCGUUUGGGUUAAAAGCCAUUGUAUGAUAUAGACUGAACGUUUGCUUGCAGUUUUGUUGGAUCAGUCAUGUUUAUUUUGCUACAGUUUUUUUAACCCUCAAUGUAAAAAUUAGUUUGCAGUGGCGUGCAUAAGGUUGUCGAGGGUAUGUACUAGUAAGAAAAUUAGGCAAACUGGAAAAAUUUUUAUUUAAGACGUUCACUGCGGGACGAGGUCAAUUGACCACGUAGGUAAGUAUCACGUCUUCAAGAGGUACGAGGUCGAUGAACCUCGUAUCGCAACGCUGAUUGUUUUAGUACGAGGUCUAAAAACCUCGUACCGCACCAGGGGAAGUACAAUAAAGAAGACAACUCUUAGGGUAUGCAGUACUUUAAUGCAUGUAUGAAGUGCACGCCACUGUUAGUUUGACGUUUGUCAGUGUUAUAGUUGCUUUUGAAUAAAUGCACCACGUGUUUAAUUUGACCACACAGAAAUUAUUUUUGUUUGAAUAUAUUUAUUCAGUUAUUAACCCUUAUUAGCCCACUGGCCGUCCUAUAUAUAUAUAUAGGACGGCCAAUUCCCGGAAAGCCUGAAGGAAGAUAUUUUUUUUAAUAUUUUUCUCAUCCAUUUUUUGAGUAUUAGAACUAAAUUAAACAACUUUUUGUAAAGAUUUUAAUUAAAAACAGUUUCGGGCUCAUCUGGGUUAAUGGGCAAUGAAAGUAAUCCUCUGAUAAUGUCAUGACACAUUCAGUCUAUUUAUUUUAUAAUUCUGAUCUUUAAAAUCAAUAUAAAAUCUAUGCCACUGAUAAACGGUAUAUUAAAUUUCUUUAGACCCUUAAUAUUUUUUUGACUUUAAGCUGACCUAAAAUUUGACCCUUUCUCUGACAAAACUGAGUAAAUGUGUAAUAUUUAAUAAAAAGUUUCUUAAUUUUUAGUUGUACUGUUUAAAAAAAAACUAUUUUAAUGGCGAUUCCAUGAUCCCCAGACUUUUUUAUAGUAAUAAAACUUAUUUCUGCCAAGUCUUCCAAGUGUUUAAACGAGAUCGUAAAAGGUCAAAAUAUUUGGCAGACUUGACUUAUUUUUGUGUAAUUCUAAAUUUUAAUUAAGUAAAUUAUGAUAAAAUGAUGAGUUUAAAUAAUCUUAAAUUACGUAAUGGGUUUGGUGAUCAUGAGAUCUGGUUUCUAUAGGUCUAAGUUUAUAGUUUUAAGUUACUUCAAAACAAACAUUUCGAAUAGAUAUUGUUAUCGGUGCUCAUUUAAAAUAUGCUGCCAAAAAAAAUGUCAUUUAUAUAGAAUUAGACUAUAGGACAUAAUUUCCUGUAUUUUCUUACUACUACUUUUUUUUUUAAUUUCUUGUCUAGACGACUUUUCAGAAGAUUUUUUUUGGCAUAUGCUCUUAAAUUAGAUGGUUUGCAAAUUAUCGUAUUCCAUUCCAAAAAGUUUCCACUCUUUUAACUUGGUUAGUAUUAACUGGAUAAUAAAUAGUGAUACUAGAAAAUUAAUUUAAAAUUAAACACGGAAACUGCUUGCAAGGCAAUUUAAGAUAAAAAAAUGUUUUUAUUAAUAUUAGUUAUUUAACGUUAAUUUGCAUUUAACCCUGUAAUUUGAUUACUUUUUCUUGACAUAAUAAAGAAAAUAUUUUUCAUA